CUACGGCCACUUAAACAUCUCUCUACCUUAUCCUCUUUGUUCUUUUCUCUUUACACGCAUACUUUUAGUACCUAUUUAUCUCUUUAGACCCCCCAUGAAUCAUGAUACUUCUUCUCCCCUUUCUAUACACGACACCACACUACACUACACGCAGGAAUAGGCAAAAGUCUUGAAGUUGUUGUCAGUCAACCACUGGUCACUUGUCAUCUCACCCCCAAACCCUUAUCCAUUAUCAGUCUGACCAAUCAUUCAGUUGAGGCGAACCGAAUUUGUUUAAUGGACUUCUGCUUUUCCUACUUCAAACCCGAAUUCCCAACCUUGCCCGCCGGAUAUAUCCGCCGCCCAAUCGCUUUCCAGAAUCGCUUCGAUCGGAGGCCGUUGCCGAUUGUAGCAUCUAGCAGGUGUCAGUUUGGAGGCUUGGCAGCGCCUCUCGAGCCGAGAACGCCGGCCGGGAGGUUCCUGAGCGGCAUGUUGUUGGAUGGUCGCGAUGGAUUUCAGGCUGCGGCCAGGAAGGAGUUACAGCGGCUUGCGGCUGAACGGGAUGAAGCUGCGGCUCGGUUGCAGCUCAGCAUUGGUUCGGACGAAGCUUGCCUGCACAGGAGGAUUGCUGAGUGCAAGAAUCAUGAGUGCCAGGAAGCAGUCGAGGACGUAAUCUACACACUCAUCCUCCACAAAUUUUCCGAAAUAAGUGUUCAUUUGGUUCCCAAGCUAUCCGAAUGCCUCUACAAUGGCCGUUUGGAGAUAUGGCCCUCAAAGGACUGGGAACUCGAGUCCAUCCACAGCUGUGAGGUUCUGCAAAUGGUGCGAGACCACAUAACGGCUGCCGUUGGGCACCGAGCAGAUGCUAAUGUCACUGCCAGUUGGGCGACAGCUGAGGUACAUAGGUCCCAUCUCUGCAAGUUGUACUCGUCCUCCAUUUUCUACGGAUACCUUUUGAAGUCCGAUGCUUUCAGGCACUAUCUUGAACAGGAUUCGGAGAUGUUCUCCAUUGGUUCCAAGCAGAAGAUUGCAUAUGGCCACAUUAACAUGGGAUUUUCAUCUGGUGGCCGAUUGUCAUGCGAUUUGGGUAAGAAUGUGGGGAAUUUGAGGAUUUAUAUGAUGGGAUUUGAUCUGGAAAUGAUUGGGAUGUGUGCGAGUCCGAGGUUUAAGGAGUCGGUAAGCCUUGUGGGGAGACAUAGUCGUGCCCUGUUUGGUGGUGAUGAGGAGGCGGAUGUUAUUAAGACAUCGUUUGCUAGUGUCAAGAGAUUUUUGUUGGAAGCUGUUGCUUUUGGAUCGUUUUUGUGGGACGUGGAGACUCGUGUGAAUGGUGUGUAUGUGCUCGAGGAGAAUUGAGUGUGUGUGUGUGUGCGUGUGAUGUGUUUUUUUCAGUCAUGUUCUGUGUAUAUUGGGUUUUCUUAGAUUGAGGUAUAGUAGAUUGUGUAUAUGUGGAGGUUUUGUGAUUAUAUAGUAUGUGGUAUUACUUGGAGAUUCUGGUUAAUGUACAUACAGAAGUUCCUCGUGGUGUUUGAUAAUGGAAAAUUUACUUAUCGUGGGAUGUACGAAUGUUCUUGGAGUUUGCUGUCUGUGUGUGUUAUAAAAUAUGUUCUUGACUAAGGGCACCCAUAUUGCACUAUUAAUUUUGGGGGUUUAAAUGAAACUUGCGCAUUCAGAGGGAUGUGGCCAUUCAUUAAUCUGC
Striga asiatica is the source of this 1675-nucleotide messenger RNA. Lineage: Eukaryota; Viridiplantae; Streptophyta; Magnoliopsida; Lamiales; Orobanchaceae. The record is from the annotation of a GenBank genome assembly.